ACGUCCAACAGGCGGAGCCGAGCACCAGGAGGCCGGCUGGGGAGGCGCCACAUCCGGCCGCUGACUCGUGUGUAAAAAGCCGCGACCGCUGCACUUGGCUUCCAACAGUAGCUCUGGGCCCUUCUCGGCUGCAGGGGCAGCUGCUCCAAUGCCCCACAGCGGCCAUGAGCGUCCCGCAUUGGUGGGACCAGCUGCGGGCUGGCAGCUCGGAGGUGGACUGGUGCGAAGACAACUACACCAUCGUGCCUGCCAUCGCCGAGUUCUACAACACGAUCAGCAAUGUCUUAUUUUUCGUCUUACCGCCCAUCUGCAUGUGCUUGUUUCGUCAGUAUGCAACAUGCUUCAACAGUGGCAUCUACCUAAUAUGGACUCUCUUAGUGGUAGUGGGAAUUGGAUCCGUCUACUUCCAUGCAACCCUAAGUUUCUUGGGUCAGAUGCUUGAUGAACUUGCAAUCCUUUGGGUUCUGAUGUGUGCUCUGGCCAUGUGGUUCCCCAGAAGGUAUCUACCAAAGAUCUUUCGGAAUGACAGGGGCAGGUUCAAGGCUGUGGUCUGUGUCCUGUCUGCGGUCACAACGUGCCUGGCGUUUGUCAAGCCCGCCAUCAACAACAUCUCUCUGAUGACCCUGGGGGUUCCUUGCACUGUGCUCCUGGUUGCAGAGCUAAGGAGGUGCGAUAACGUGCGUGUAUUUAAGCUGGGACUCUUCUCCGGCCUCUGGUGGACCCUUGCGCUCUUCUGCUGGAUCAGUGACCGAGCCUUCUGUGAGCUGUUGUCGUCCUUCCACUUCCCCUACCUGCACUGCGUGUGGCACAUCCUCAUCUGCCUCGCUGCCUACCUGGGCUGUGUAUGCUUUGCCUACUUUGAUGCAGCCUCCGAGAUCCCUGAGCAGGGCCCCGUCAUCAAGUUCUGGCCCAGCGAGAAGUGGGCCUUCAUCGGCGUGCCUUACGUGUCCCUCCUGUGUGCCAGCAAGAAAUCACCAGUCAAGAUCACGUGAUGGCAUGGCCGUGGUGGCUUGGCUUCUCUGCUUAUUUUCCUUGAUGCACAGGCUCCCUUUGCCAGGAAAGACAGCCGGGGGCUUGCAGAGUCCGGGGUAGGGCCUGUCUUUUAAAAGUUCUGUUCCCUUGGGCUCAACUAACGUGUCUGUGGCCCGCCAGGACUCUACCAUGCAGGGGGAGGAAGGUCUUCCCCUUUCCCAAAGAUGGAAAGUGGAGGGCUGAGGGGCACCAGGUGGAACUUCUCAGCCUCUUCCAGAUACAGUAGUUUGUUGGGCUGUAUCCUUUCUGGCAAUGGCAGAGCAGUCCCUCGGGGAGCCCAUUUCCCAGUGGGAGAUGGGUCCAGACUCGACCAUUCCCAUGUGCUCUCCGUGUCAACUCUCCUACUGACCGACAGGCCCUGUGACAGACUCAGACCUCUGUCUGAUGGAAGAUCCCAGGGAUUUUCAUUUGAGGAAACUGUCCUAAAACAAGACCAAGCCAAUGAAAUCCACACAGGGCUAAUGGCUAAGGAGGCAUCCAUGUAGAGCUCUCCGUAACCAGGUUUUACAUGCACUUGUGAAUCUUUUCUCUACUACCUCUGCUGAGAGAUGGGGAUUUGACUUCAGAGGGUGAAGCAGACGAAAAAAACCCUCUGUGCCAAAAGCUACACUCUGCUUUAAGCCAUUCUUGAAGAUGAGCACAAUUUUUAGAUGUGAACAUUGUUGGCCCCCUCCCCAAACCAACGGUCACACACACACACACACACACACACAGGAUAGUUGUGGUGUGAACAGAUCUGCACACAGACCCCGGCUCCUUAGUGCCGAGCUCCGUAAGGUCAGGCCUCAUGACAGUCACGGUGGGAGUCCUGCCUGGUUCAACGUCUGGAGCAGACAUGAAGUUCUGGAAACUUGUGCUGAUUAGAAGCCUUCUGGAUGCUCUUCCAUUUGGAAGUUAUCCCCCAAAAUGUCACCUCUUCUUUCUGCAAGAUUUCCUGCGGGAAUCAUACUCCAUAUUCUCCCAGUACAAGGUGCUUCCUGUGGUUUCUCCAAGGAUUUGAUAGCUGCUCUUCUCUAGAACUGUGGCUCUUUGGGUCGUGGGUGCAGCAGGCAAUGCUGUUGGCCUUCUCAGUUUUUCCUCACCUGAAGGGACACUAGCCAAAACUAAUCUCUUCAUUGGGCCGAAUGAAGACUUUAAAACGGUCAUCAAGGUGUGAGGGGGAAUGCAUGACCUCAGGGAUACUCACUUUAACUGACAUCUCCCGCUUUGCAACAUUCCAUCAUGAAAGAGGGCAGGACAUCCUUGUGUGGAUGGGAGUCCUGUCGCUAAGGAUCUAAUAAUUGGGCAGGACCAGCGCGUGGCAGGUCUAGGAACUUUGGCUCCAGUUAGAAGUUGCACAGGAUCAAAGGUGAAAAGUCCAAUAAGGAACUGAAUUGAGAGUUUAAAAAUGAAGGACUUUAUUCUGCUUCUGUGGUUUUCAAGUUAUUUUUAGCAGAACCCUAUCUGCAAUAAGAAACCAUCAAGGAACCCAAAUGUGUGAUAGAUGGUGCAUUCUAGUAGUUUAAAUUUAAGGCUAAACUUCUACAUUUCCCUUAAUAUCAUGCAGCGAAAAAUGCAAGUUAAAUUUGUGGUUUUCCAUGGUAAAAAAUUUGGGAUUGAAUGAGUGUACCUUUUUAUUAUAGCUUAAAAAUAUACUUUAAAAAUGGUAUUUAAGUAUUUGUGGGGUUUCUAGUGCACUUCUGAGACCUAGGUGGUUCAUGAACUACCUAGAGUUUUGUUUUGUUUUUUAAAUUUUUAAUGUUUAUUUUUGAGAGAAAGAGACAGAGCACAAAUGGGGGAGGGGCAGAGAGAGAGAGGGAGACACAGAAUCCGAAGGAAAAUCUGAGCUGUCAGCACAGAGCCCAACAUGGGGCUUGAACCCACAAACUGUGAGAUCAUGACCUGAACUGGAGUCAAAUGCUUAACCAACUGAGCCACCCAGGUGCCCUGGAACCACCUAGAGUUUUAAAACUGCUGUUCAGUCUUUUGGGUUUAAAGUCUAGAAUUUUUCCAAAGGGAAUUAGACUGUCCUCACUUCAGAUGGACUUCCCAGGUUUGGAUUCUGGUGUCAUUCAUUCUGGAGUAUAAAAAUGCUCCAAAGUAGGGGGAAGCUUUGAUUUACUUUAAGUCCAGCUGUCUUAGUGUGGAAGCAUACAUGAGGAGAAGGGGCCGUGGGAAGUGUUUGUGCUCUAUGGGAGGUUUAAUUUCCAUCUCAAGGGCUCCUCAGUGAUGAGAGCAUUGUUCCAGCAGUUAAGGAGGGUGUGGGUCUCUGGAUCAGGUAAAGGGGUAGGUCCCUGGGGAACACCACCUUCUAACUCCCAACUCUUUGACCUUACUCUUCUGGAAAUCUCUUAGUGUCCUUUGGAAAUAGAGAUAAGCUGGGACUGCUGGAAAUGAGGAAAUAAGUGCCCUGACAGGGCUGUUUCCAUCUACCUUCUACAAGAAGAAUGGCUUAGUUAAGAUGUCAGAAGGAAUGCUUUUGUUGUAAAAAAAAACAAAACAAAACAAACAAAAAAAAACAAGAAGAAAAAACAAAACAAAAACCAAAAAACAAAUCAGAAGGCCCUUCUAGAGAUUGGUUUUGAUGAGCUAAGGGCUGAUAACAGAUAUGGAAUGGGGUAUAUGUUAGGAGGACAAAAACAUAACUUCUACUUUUGAACAAAAAUCGCUAUGGCUUGUUAGUGUGAAGAUGGUAAAUCAAGAAAGUAGGAGUUUAAAGAUUUUAUUUGAAGUUAGGUUUAUGGCAUCAUUCAUGUUUAUAUUUACGAUGCUUUUAUAGCACUCCAGGCUCUUGAAGAGAAUUAGAAAGCUGCAGGAAAGUUGAAGAGAAAAAAGUAGUCUGCAUUUUUAUUGUCCAAGGACAAUCAUUGUUAGUAUUUUGGCAUUUUGGUGUAUUUCCUCAUCUUUUUUUCUUCUCCCAAUAGAGUUGUAAAUAGAGGUCUUUUAGCAUGCACAGUUCAUCUGGUAGCUCGAAUGGAAUAUAAAUGUCAGUUGUGUAUUUUCCACGAAGAGCAUCUUUUGGAAUACACUUGAGUUAGCUCUGCACUUGAGAGCUUAUCACUGGAUUCUGACUUACUGCUGAGUCUUUUUACAUUGAGCCAGACAUGAAUAGGUCCUGAGAAAUAAUGAACCGAAGUCUACUUUUUGUUAGGCUUCUGCACUUGGGUUGACGAACUACAGAAAAUAGCUAUUUGAUAGAUGGCUCUGCAGGUUGUGAGGUUUUCAGAUUUUAAAAAAGUGAAUAGCUUAUUGAUGUGCAAUCAAGAAUCUUUGUUUUUUUCCCCCCUGAUAAUGCAGGGAAGUGGAAAGUUGACAUUUGGGAAUUAGGUCAUGGCUGUUACUCACCGUGGCAGUCAGAUACUUGUUCUGCUUAGAUAGAAUUUGCCUGAUGGAACUGGAUCUAGGAUAUUAAACAUUAGUAUCCUAGUUAUCAAGGAAUCACUUAAGUCAGUGAUUCUUAUUUUUUUAGUGUUUGGUUGAAUGUAGACUUUUAAGAAAGCUUUUCUCCUUUUGAUGAUGAUUAGGAUUAUACUAUUAGCAUGUCAGUCAAUAUAUUUAAGGUGUCUGGGAGAAGAGAUACCUGAAUCUGUUCGGUAACAGGCUACUUUUGGGGGAAAUCUGCCUGUCCCUCUGAUUAGUGCCUACUACGUUCAUUAUGGAUCAGAGAUGUUCUCUUGGGGGACCUAAGCUCAAUGGUCAUCAAGCACCGACUUUCUAAAAAUACCGUAACUUGUUCUAUUUAUUGGCUUUCUCAGGUGUGUAAAAGCUACUCACCAGUUCCUCAUGCUUACGUGAGCCAGGGCCAUGUUGGGGGCUCUGAGAGUGGGGUAGAGUCUCCUUGGCUCUUUAUCCCAUGGGGCUGGCAUGAGACCAUCUCUGAGGGACAGGUGAGGGCUGAAGCUUGCCCAACUGGAGCCUCUCUCAUAGCUCCUUUCCCCCAGAUGAGCUUGGAACCUUUCAUUGCCAGCUCUUGGCCGGGGUGCUCCCAUUCCAGCUGGCCAAAGAGAAUGCUCAGGCCAGGUUGGGAUGCUUAAUGGAUUUUACAUACUCCUACAGGCAAAAAAAAAAAAAAAAAAAAAAAAAAAAAAAAAAGCCUCUAAAGGACUGAUUGUUUAAAUUGUUUCUUUCUGUGUAUGUUAAACCAGGUUUAAGACUAUUUUAUAAUCACAGUAUGUAAUCAGAGCAUAUAUAGUAUUUUUAGACCUAUUCCUUGUUUUAUACUUUAGAUAGGUUGUGCCGUCUUAGGGUGGUGUGCCCAGUGGCUGUGGGAGCAGUUAAUGUCCAUUGUUUGGGAACGUUUUAAGGCCUUUUGAAAUGGAGCUUUUGCACUUUAUACUAUUUUUGGGAACUAUGAGUUAUAUUUCAAUAUUAAAGCCAUAAGUGGCGUUUUCUGUGAAUGAAAA
Messenger RNA from Acinonyx jubatus (cheetah), 5414 nucleotides. RefSeq names its product alkaline ceramidase 2 (gene ACER2). NCBI's taxonomy places the organism in Eukaryota, Metazoa, Chordata, Mammalia, Carnivora, Felidae. The transcript has 6 exons. Bases 165 to 992 code for a protein of 275 amino acids. Gene Ontology annotation, cellular component: membrane. Gene Ontology annotation, biological process: ceramide metabolic process. Gene Ontology annotation, molecular function: hydrolase activity, acting on carbon-nitrogen (but not peptide) bonds, in linear amides. The record is from RefSeq and is a predicted model, not a curated record.